AUGAAGUGCCUCGCUUUGCUUGCUCUGCUGCUCGUGUCUUCGGUGUCGCUGGCGGAGGACUCGUCCACCGCCGCGCCGUGCGACCCCGAGACUUGCAAGCUGCCGCACUGCCGGUGUUCCAGCACCGACAUACCGGGGGGACUCGCUGCUCGGGACACUCCGCAGUUCGUAGUGGUGGCGUUCGAGGACAGCGUGCACGAAGAGAACAUAGUGACGUACCGCCGCGUGCUGUACAACCGCCGCAACUCCAACGGCUGCGCGGCCAGCGCCACCUUCUUCGUGAGCCACCUCUACACCAACUAUGUGUUCGUCAAUGAGCUCUACAACCGCGGCCACGAGGUGGCGCUGCACUCCAUGACACACAUGAACCCGUCCACAUACUGGCGCGAUGCCACCUAUGAUGUCAUCAAACAAGAGUUUGCUGACCAGAGAGUACAGAUGUCGCACUUCGCCAACAUUCCCUACGACUCUAUCACCGGCAUGCGGCUGCCCUUCCUCCAGCUGUCUGGAGAUAACAGUUACAGGGUGAUGUCAGACUACGGGCUGAAAUACGACAGCAGUUGGGCCACCAACGCGUUCACCAACCCUGCGCUGUGGCCCUACACGCUGGACUACCAGUCCACGCAGGAUUGCCUCGCUCCUCCGUGUCCCAACGCCUCUAUCCCCGGCGUGUGGGUCAAACCCAUCAUUCCAUGGGUCGACCUCGACGGCAACCCUUGCUCCUUGGUACACGAGUGCUACAACUCGCCUGACCGCUUCAACGAGACAGAAUGGUUCCAGUUUUUCCUAAGCAACUUCGAGAGGCACUAUUUCGGUAACCGAGCUCCAUUCGGAGUGUUCCUCCUCGAAGCCAUCCUCUACCCGUUCCCAGCUGUGCAGAACGCGCUCGAGCGGUUCCUGGAUGUUAUCAACAACCUGGAAGACGUCUUCAUGGUGACUGCUGACGAGGUCAUCGAGUGGGUGAAGAACCCGGUCCCAGUCAACGAGUACAGGACGCAGGCCUGUCGCCAGUUCAUACCUACCACCUGCGUGGCUUCACAGUGCGAGGUCAUCUCCAGCUACGACGGAAGAGAAUAUGAAUUUGAAUCGUGCAAUGUGUGUCCCCGUGUCUACCCGUGGCUCGGCAAUCCCCUGGGCCAGUAA
Messenger RNA from Spodoptera littoralis (African cotton leafworm), 1143 nucleotides. The record is from the annotation of a GenBank genome assembly. Lineage: Eukaryota; Metazoa; Arthropoda; Insecta; Lepidoptera; Noctuidae.